AUACAGUGGAGUGCUUAGACUACUGCCUACUAGAUAUUAAUGAUUACUCAUGGUCGUCUCGAAAAAAUAAGAGGCGAGCACAAAGAAGUCAACUGGUUUUUACAAACCUUAAACGAAUGUAUUGGUUACUGAAUGCGGCUAUUUAGAAAGACAAGGUCAUAUCGGUUAUUUUUACAGUAUUUCAUUAGACGUAUGCAAGACGAACAAGCAGUCAGGAGGAUAUUUGAAACGUAAACGUUGACAUUACUUUAGUCACGCCUAUUUCAGAGUAGACAGGAACAGGGACGGAAAUAUUGAUCACCAAGAGCUACAGCUAGCACUAUCAAAUGGUAUGCAAACGUGUUGCUUAGUUACAGGAAUUUUACUGCUUUGUCUCAUCAUAAGGACUUAAAAAAGAACUAGUUGAAAUUUAUAAAAGGUGUUAUUCUUUCAAAUUAUCCUUUUAACUAUUCAACCUUCAAGAAACUUAAGCCAUUUAAGAGUUGAUGUACACCGAUUUGAACCUUACAUAUGUAAAAUGUCUUCAUAUCAGUUGGGCAUUUCGUGAAUAUGAUAGACUCCGUAAUGGCUUGUAUUUUCAGACAAUGCACUUUAGCAGUCUGAUAACACAGCAUUAAAACUUAAGUAUCAGGACUGGAUAGUCGUGGUACUUGAUAGCGUGAAACUGGAAAUAAGAUAUGUCGUAAUCCUCACAAACUAGAAUUAAUCCCAAUAACGAGUAUCUUUGGUUAUGAAGACCGAAUCGGUUAUUAGAUAACGCAUUGUGUGUCUCAUCACGACCAAAAGUAUCUUGCCGUCGGAUGUGUGGAAUCACUAAUGAUGUCUACGAAGUUUAAGGCAGGUGUGUUAAAGUCCUAUACAAUCAAUAGCUGACUUUCGCUGUCGUGUUCAUUAUGUCUUAACACAAAGUGUUUAGAUGAACAAAGAAGAACAGAAUAAGACUUACCACCUAUGCGAUGUACAACGGUCAAGUGUGAGUUAACACUGGGUGUCCCCCCCCUAAUUUUUGGCGCUGUGAGGUUUACAAGUUAAAAUUUUGUCUAAAGAGUUCCUAUGCAUAGCAAUACCCCACCUACUUUGCAACUUUCUCUAUCGAUUCAUAGAUACCUCUAACCCAACAAUAUGUAAGCAGUGUUCUUUCAUCGAUCUAUCGGCAACAAUGGUGAAUAUACUUUGUUCACACUCUAACUCUUCUGGUUCAGUGAAUUUACUUCCAGGACUUCCAGCGUUCACAAACAAAGCUUUUUGUUUUUACGGUUUAUCCAUAUAAUCCCUAGUAGAAUUCACCAAGGUUUAUUUUCCUAAAAAUUACAGCAAGAAUCUGCUACUUUUAUGUUUAUGUUCAAGUAAAUGAGCUCGGUAAUUGCUGUUAAAUGUUAUAAAGAUUUUACGAAUGUUUUCUGACUGAGUUCUUUCAUCGUGAAGUCUUACGGUAGCUAAACAGUGAAGUCGAAUUUGUUGUAAUCACGUUAGUUUGUAUAGUUUUUGCAUGACAACAACUUUCUUUUAAUGAUAUUUUGACAAUUUCUGUCUUUUAUUAUAUUAGUCAAUAUUUCAGGAUUAGAAAUAUUUCUGAGUUAAUGACUAUCCUGCUUAUUUCUAAAGGUAUAGGUACUCCGUUCAACUCUAGAACUGUCCAGCUGAUGAUUUCAAUGUUUGACCAAGACAGGAAUGGAACCAUUGAUUUGAGAGAGUUCGUCUAUUUAUUUAAAUAUGUUCAGGAUUGGCAACGGUGUUUUCGUCAAUAUGAUCAGGACAGAUCUGGAUUAAUCGAUGCUCGAGAGUUCCAAAGUGCAUUGUCUUGUUUUGGUUAUCGACUCUCUCCUUCUUUUAUAAAAAUGAUGAUCAGUCGUUUCGACCGUAAUAAACAAGGACAAAUCGCCUUCGAUGACUUUAUUUAUGCUUGUGUAUGUCUCCAAAUUCUCACGAACUGCUUUAGACGGUAUGAUUUAAAUAGGAAUGGAUAUGCACAAUUCAGUUUUGAAGAAUUUUUGUCUUCUGCUAUGUCUAUAAUCAUUUAAUAAAUAAAAACCAAUUGGUUCCUGUACAGAAGAAAAAUACAGAUGACCAUUAUCAAUAACUUCAUUUCUGCAUUGUUUACUCGACCUUCCUUCCUUCCUUUAUUGAAUAAGUAAAUAAAUAACAAAAAAUUGAACAAAGGAGAGAGAUAAGCAUAAUUAUAAUUUCUUCAGUAAUCUAAAUUAACUUUCAUUUAUUGCAUGAGAAAGAAAAAAAAGAUGAUACUUUACUAUUUUGUUGCUUCCCACUGAAAAAUUCCAUAAAACAACUCUCCUACACUUACUCAAUUGUUUUAUUAUGUAAGCUUUUGACUAUAAACACUAUUAACAAUUUGUAGUUCUAUUUUCUAAUUGCUUCGAUUUUGGAUAACUUUUUUUUGUUAGUUUUGCUGUUUGUUUUUGUUUGAAAAGACCAAUAUUGUUUUUACUUUAUUGUCUUUUUUGUUUACUUUGUGAAUAUCCAAAAUAGUUGCACAUAAACACUUACUUUUCAUUCACUUGAUAGGAGGUUAUCAUUUAUAUGAUCCAUUCAAAUUAUAGCGGAUUGAUAGCCAAAUAAAAUCAAUAUUUGUAAUACACGGUGCAUAUGUGUAGCUUACAGAUAUGUCCGUAAUGUCGUACAGAGUUUAACCCCCCCCCAAAAUGCCCUGGUACGGC
Schistosoma rodhaini is the source of this 2675-nucleotide messenger RNA. NCBI's taxonomy places the organism in Eukaryota, Metazoa, Platyhelminthes, Trematoda, Strigeidida, Schistosomatidae. The record is from the annotation of a GenBank genome assembly.